Messenger RNA from Labeo rohita (rohu), 3048 nucleotides. Its product is annotated as NACHT, LRR and PYD domains-containing protein 12-like. Gene Ontology annotation, molecular function: protein binding. The transcript is spliced from 7 exons. The record is from RefSeq and is a predicted model, not a curated record. Lineage: Eukaryota; Metazoa; Chordata; Actinopteri; Cypriniformes; Cyprinidae. Bases 16 to 3048 code for a protein of 1010 amino acids.
CAGCACAAAACCAGCAUGAGGAACAAAUAUGAGCAAUUAUUUCAGGGAAUCAACUUACACAAGACUCAAACUCUCCUAAACAGGAUCUACACACAGCUCUACAUAAUAGAGGGAGAGAGUAAAGGGGUGAAUGAAGAACAUGAGGUUUUACAGAUAGAGAAAACAGCCAGAACAAAACGCUCACAAGACACUCCAAUCUACUGCAAAGAUAUCUUUAAACCAUUACCUGAACCAGGAUAUGUGGAGAAAGAUGAAAUCAAGACUGUUCUUACUAAAGGCAUUGCUGGAAUUGGAAAAACUGUCUCUGUGCAGAAGUUCAUUCUGGACUGGGCCGAGGGAAAAGCCAAUCAGCAUGUAGAUUUCAUAUUUGUACUUCCAUUUCGAGAGCUGAAUUUAAUUAAAGAUCAUCAGUACAGUCUUCAUGGACUUCUGCUGGACUUUCAUCCUGAACUUCAAAAUCUGGAUUCAAAGAUUUAUAAGAAGUGUAAAGUUGUGUUCAUCUUUGAUGGACUGGAUGAAAACAGAAUCACACUGAUGUUUUCAGAUGAUCAGAAAAUUUGUGAUGUGACUGAGAUUUCAUCAGUGGGUAUGUUGAUGUCAAACCUUAUGAAAGGAGAGCUGCUUCCCACUGCUCUGAUCUGGGUCACCUCCAGACCAGCAGCAGCCAAUCAGAUCCCCUCCAAAUACAUUAACCGUGUGACAGAAAUUCAGGGAUUCAAUGAGCCUCAGAAGGAGGAAUAUUUCAGGAAGAACAUCAAUGACCAGCAUCAAGCCAAAAGAAUCAUCUCACACAUCAGAGGAGCAAGAAGCCUCCACAUCAUGUGUCACAUACCCAUUUUCUGUUGGAUCUCAUCCGCUGUGCUUCAGAAGCUCUUGAAAGAAGAUCUGAGUGCAGAAAUCCCUCAAACUCUGACUGAAAUGUACAUCCACUUCCUGCUGAUUCAGAUCAACAUGAGAAAUCAGAAAUAUGAAGAGAAAGAUCCAGAGAAACUCCUGCAGUCCAACAGAGAAGUGAUCGUGAAACUUGCUGAAGUGGCUUUCAAACAGCUGAUGAAGGGCAAUGUGAUGUUCUAUGAGGAGGACCUGAGUGAGAGCGGCAUAGACGUCAUUGGCGCAUCAGUGUAUUCUGGGAUUUGCACUGAGAUCUUUAAGGAGGAGUCUGUGAUUCAUCAAAGGAAAGUCUACAGCUUCAUUCAUCUGAGCUUUCAGGAGUUUCUUGCUGCUUUCUAUGUAUUUUACUGCCAUUUAACAAAGAACAUUGAGCCAGUGCAUUUUUUUCUGGAUGACAAAUAUGAGAAGUGCAAAUCUGAGAAAAACAACUUGUAUGAGUUGCUAAAAUCAGCAGUUGAUAAAACUCUUGAUUGUGAGAAUGGACAUCUGGAUCUGUUCCUGCGGUUCCUGCUGGGCAUCUCACUGGAGUCCAAUCAGAGAGUCUUACUUGAUAUACUGAAACACACUGAGAACAGCUCAGAGAGCAUCAAACAAACCACACAGUACAUUAAAGACAAGAUCAAGAAUACUGACUAUAACUUGAUGCUCUCAGCUGACAGAUCCAUCAAUCUGCUCCUCUGCUUGCUGGAAGUGAAAGAUCAGUCUCUUUCCAGAGAGAUUCAGGAGCUUGUGAAAUCAGACAAACACUCAAAGGAGAAUCUCUCAACAUCUCACUGCUCCACAAUUGCCUACAUGAUUCAGAUGUCAAAGGAGGUGCUGGAUGAGCUGAAUCUCCUGAAAUACAACACAUUAAAUGAGGGAAGAGAAAGGCUGAUACCAGCUGUGAUUAACUGCAGAAAAGUUCUACUUGCUGGAUGUCAUCUCUCUGAUCAGCACUGUGAAACUGUGUGUUCUGCUUUACAAUCAUCACACUCCAAUCUAAGGGAGCUGAAUUUGAGUGUAAAUGACCUGAAGGAUUCUGGAGUAAAGCUGCUUUCGAAUGCACUAAAGAGUCAGAACUGUCAGCUGGAAAUACUGAGAUUUUAUGGGUGUAAUCUCACUGCUCAGUCUUGUGAUAGUCUGUCAUCAGCUCUACAAUCUUCUAACAAUGUCCUGAGAGAGCUGGACUUUAGUAACAAUGACCUGCAAGAUUCUGGAGUGAUAUUACUUUCUGAUGGACUGAAGAGUCAAAACUGUAAGCUGAAGAUACUGAGAUUUUCCAUAUGUUUUCUCACUGUUCAGUCUUGUGAGAGUUUUUCAUCAGUUUUACAAUCCCAAAACUCUUUCCUGAGAGAGCUGGAUCUGAGUAACAAUGACCUGAAGGAUUCAGGAAUGAAGCUUCUUUCUGAUGGACUGAAGAGUCCAAACUGUCAGUUGGAAAUACUGAGAUUGUCUGGCUGUAUGGUAACGGAGGAAGGCUUUGGUUAUGUGUCUACAGCUCUGAGCUCAAACCCCUCACACCUGAGAGAGCUGGAUCUGAGCUACAAUCACCCAGGAGAUUCAGGAGUGAAGCUGCUCUCCGAAAAACUUGGGAAUCCAAACUACAGGCUGGACAAACUCAAUGUAAAUCAUGGAGGAGAGUCCAGGAUUACGGCAGGACUAAAAAAAUAUGCCUGUUUUCUCACACUGGAUCCAAAUACUGCAAACACUAGCCUCAGUCUGUCUCAGGAGAACAGAAAGGUGACAAACAAAGAUGAGUAUCAUCCUGAUAAUCCAGGCAGUUUUAAUUAUCCUCAGGUGUUGUGUAGAGAGAGUGUUUGUGAACGCAGUUACUGGGAGAUUGAGUGGAGUGGGAGUGUGGAUAUAUCAGUGUCAUAUAAGAGCAUCAGCAGAAAGGGAGGUGGUUAUGAAUGUCGGUUUGGAUAUAAUGAUCAGUCCUGGAGUCUGAUCUGCACUUCUCACAGUUAUGCAUUCACACACAAUAACAAUGUGACUGCUGUCCCUGUAAUGCCCCUCAGCCGUAGAACCGGAGUGUAUGUGGAUCCCAGUACAGGAACUCUGUCCUUCUACAGCGUCUCUGACACAAUGAGCCUCAUCUACACAGUCCAGACCACAUUCACUCAGCCACUGUAUCCUGGGUUUAGGGUUGGUUCUGGAUUAUCAGUGAAACUAUGUUGA